UUCAGACGAGUUGAUCGGCGACUCCUUUCCGGCGGCGAUCAUAAUGAUGCAGCGAUGGUUACCUAAGUUACGGUCUUUUGCCGCUCUGAAUUCUAUCCAGACACCAAAUCAAACCUCUUUUACACACAUUUCCCGCCGUCUCCUCCACCUCACUCCGCAGCCUAUCACCAGCACACGCAUUCAAUCCGACAUUUUCUUUUCCAGACUCGGGUCUUCCUUUAAUGGCUCUAACACUUUGCAACUCAAUCAGUAUGGCUACGGUUCUUCUUUACUUCCUCAUUCCUUUGUACAAGUAAGGCAUCUCACAAAGAAAGAGAUGAAGGCCAAGAUGAAGAAGUUUAAGCCAAGGACACCAAUCACUUCCAAGCUCAAGAAAUACAAAUUAAAGGGUUAUUCAUCCUUUAAGGAUCGUUUUAAGGCAAUGCCUGAUGGGACGAUUAGGCGCUGGAAAGCGGGGAAACGACAUAAUGCUCAUCUGAAGUCCAAAUCAGCGAAACGCCGCUUGAGGAAACCGGGUGUAGUGCCAUUGGCUUAUGCUAAAGUUAUGAAGAAGCUCAACUUCUGCUGAUAAACUUCUUCCUUCUGAGUCUUUCUGUUCAGCCUCUUAUUCUAAACCCAAAAAUAUAGUUACUAGACUUGUUUAACCAUGGAUACAGGCUUUAGUUGAUUUAUUUAUCUAAACAGUGUCAUGUUGAAACAUAGUCCCAUGCUUGUGUUUUCAUUGAAAGAUAUCUGAUAAUUGCAAUUAUUCUUCUCGUUAGAAUAGUGGGGCGCCUUCUUUCGUUUAUUUUUUCGUAUUCAGAGCACGGAGAUAGUCGUGAUUACAAUGUUAUUCUUGUUUAAUUUCUGAAUUAUUGUGAUUUCAUUGCAAACUGGAUACCUGAAGUUGAAGGCCUUGUUUCAAAGGUGAUUUGGUUUUAAUGGCAAUAAUGUUUAAUAUCUUAUUG
This is a messenger RNA of Impatiens glandulifera, 947 nucleotides long. RefSeq lists its product as uncharacterized. The coding region runs from base 44 to 568 and encodes 174 amino acids. The transcript has 4 exons. Gene Ontology annotation, biological process: translation. The record is from RefSeq and is a predicted model, not a curated record. NCBI's taxonomy places the organism in Eukaryota, Viridiplantae, Streptophyta, Magnoliopsida, Ericales, Balsaminaceae. Gene Ontology annotation, molecular function: structural constituent of ribosome. Gene Ontology annotation, cellular component: ribosome.